ACAGCUCUGCGGCGUGUGUGUGUUAGUUCGUGUGUGUGUUAGUGUGUGUGUGUGUGUGUGUAUAUUAUUUUGUAGUUGCGCGGACAAAGGCGUGUCCAUGUCUGAGUCAUGCAUAUAACCAGAGGAGUGGCGAUAAGCGCAGUCCCUCCGGUCCUCAGCGCACUGUGCACCGGCUCUCUCACCGGCAGCAGACGCAACCUCUCCACGAUGGCUGAGCACGCUCCUGAACAAGUGGUAUUCAACAAGCCCAAGGUCGAGCUGCAUGUGCACCUGGACGGAGCCAUCAGGGUGCAGACUAUUCUCGACGUUGCCAAGAGACGCGGCAUCCACCUGCCUGCAAAUGGUGUCGAGGAGAUGACGUCGAAAAUUAUUGUGGAAAAACCCGCCACCCUCACGAAGUUCCUGGGCAAGUUUGCGGAGUACAUGCACGUGGUUGCCGGGGACAGAGAGGCCAUAAAGACGAUAGCCUACCAGUUUGUUGAGGACAAAGCGAAAGAGGGAGUGAUUUAUGUCGAGGUCAGAUACAGCCCACAUUUUCUGGCCAACACUAAAGUGGAUCCUUUGCCAUGGAACCAGAAAGAAGGCGACCUGAGUCCAGACGAGGUGGUGCAGCUGGUUAACGAAGGCCUCGCCGAGGGGGAGAGGAAGUUCAAUAUCAAAGCCAGGUCCAUUCUAUGCUGCAUGCGCCACAUGCCAAGUAAUGAACAGUUCACGCUCCUGUCUGCAAAAUCUACCUUGUGAGAUUAGGGUUCCUCA
Molecule: messenger RNA, 756 nt
Organism: Paralichthys olivaceus (Japanese flounder)
Lineage: Eukaryota; Metazoa; Chordata; Actinopteri; Pleuronectiformes; Paralichthyidae
Source: RefSeq, a predicted model, not a curated record